Messenger RNA from Hermetia illucens (black soldier fly), 1817 nucleotides. It is a transcript of the gene Cox10, whose product is annotated as protoheme IX farnesyltransferase, mitochondrial. The record is from RefSeq and is a predicted model, not a curated record. NCBI's taxonomy places the organism in Eukaryota, Metazoa, Arthropoda, Insecta, Diptera, Stratiomyidae. Gene Ontology annotation, cellular component: mitochondrion; mitochondrial membrane. Gene Ontology annotation, molecular function: protoheme IX farnesyltransferase activity. The transcript is spliced from 4 exons. Bases 154 to 1542 code for a protein of 462 amino acids. Gene Ontology annotation, biological process: heme biosynthetic process.
AUGUUGACAUCUGUCACCUUGUCUCAAACCACUCGCCCGGGUUGGACACGGCCCGUGUGUGGUUGAAGUAGAAACGUAAAUAUCUACAUUAAUAGACGUUAAUUGGCUCUCGUGACUUACCCGGAAAAUGUUUUGAUUUUGGACAACCUAAAAAUGUUUCACUUCACCGCCCGUGGUAGUGGAAUAUGGCUAAAUGUGAUAUCGCGUCAGCACAGUAAACACCAAUUGCUCGUUGCACGGUUCGCAGCUCGGCAACCGACUCAGCCAGCGGCCCAGAAACAGGAGAAUGGCGACUCUGAAUUGCAGAGCAUUCAAUCGGUCGCUGUGCCAGUUACUCUUCCUCCGAUUGUGGAUGUUACUAAGAGGUUCGGUACCCAAACUAUAGCCAGCUUGGAUGAGACGACGGAUACGAAAGAUGUGAGAAAACGAACGAAGAAGAAGUUCGUGGAACUACCAUGGAUGAUAACGCCAUCACCUGAUCUAUCCAGAUUGGGGAAAUACUAUUUGAUGCUGUCGAAGUCCCGCUUAACUUCCCUCGUCGUCGUGACAUCAAUGGCAGGCUAUGCGGUAGCUCCAGCUCCUUUCGAACUAUCGACAUUUCUGCUUUGCUCUGUGGGGACCGGCCUCCUCUCUGCAGCUGCGAAUGCCGUAAAUCAAUAUCACGAAGUUCCGUUUGAUGCACAAAUGUCCCGGACAAAAAAUCGAGUAUUAGUCAAGGGUAUUCUGACGCCUCUCCAUGCAGUUGGCUUUGCCAUUGGAACGGCAUCGACAGGACUUUCCAUUCUCUAUUUCGGGGUGAAUGGACUGACUGCUGCUCUCGGUUGUGCAAACUUCUUCCUGUACACCUCAAUAUAUACGCCUAUGAAGAGGUUUAGUAUAGUAAAUACAUGGGUUGGCUCCAUAGUAGGAGCAAUCCCUCCACUAAUGGGCUGGGCUGGAUGCGCCGGAUCACUCGAUGCUGGAGCAUGGAUCCUAGCCGGAUUACUCUACGCCUGGCAGUUUCCACAUUUCAAUGCGCUUUCCUGGAAUUUACGUCCAGAUUAUUCCCGAGCUGGCUAUCGGAUGAUGGCUGUUACGAAUCCGGCAUUGUGCCGGAGGACGGCGCUAAGGUACACGGCGGUAAUAGGUGGGCUGUCGUUGCUUGCACCUUACUAUGAAGUUACCAAUAUGUGGUUCGCGCUGGAGACACUGCCUCUCAAUGCAUAUUUCGGAUAUUUAGCAUGGAAGUUUUACCAAAAAUCCGACAGUGGAUCAUCACGAAAACUGUUUCGUUUCUCCCUCCUCCACCUGCCCGCAUUAAUGUUACUAUUUUUACUGAAUAAGAAACGCUGGAUAUUCGCUGAAGACAAAACAGCUACUGCAGUUCAGGAAUUAGCCAUAGAAACUAGUACCGUAGAUAGUAAGGCCGCCGUAGCCAGCGACGUUAUUCCAAAAGUGAGCUCCCAGUCAGGAUCAACAUCAAGCGUAGUACCUGCAGCGAUGGUCCCAUCGCCUCUUCAGAAAGUUCUACCUGUAGCGUCCGCCCAGCAGCCUCCAGCGUGACAACGUUAAUUGAUAACGUGUAUUCAAUGGAGACUAUCGUGGAAAAAAAGUGUUUCCCAUUAGUUAAGGCAGUUGUACAUAUUAAACCAACUUUCUAGUCUGGUAAAGUUACAAUUUAACUCAAGUUUUAUGUACUUGUAUGGAGAAAGUUGUAAUGAACAUUGGAGCGUGAAAAAUGUCGUUUUAUUGAAAAGCGCCGGUGUGAAGAGAGUCAAGACCCAGUUCUGUGUAAAUAUUUAUAAAAUGAUUUAUAAUAAAUAACUUAUGACAUGAUA